AUGCCGCCCCUGAUCGACGUGCGGACCAACACGCGGCUGCUGAGGGCUCUGGGGCUGCUGGGCCCUUCGCGCGAGGGAGGGGUGGAGGAGAGGGCAGGGUGCCGCGCCCUGCACGCCCUCCUCACUUCCCUCGUGCUGGCCGCCUACGCCCUAGCGGUGGUACCCGCCUGCGCCGCCCUGCUGCGAGACUGCCGAGACCUCGACGCCGCCGUCGACAACGCAUGCCUCACGCUGCCGCUGUUCUUCAGCGGCGUGCGCUGCGUCCACUUCGUGCGGAGGCGGCCUGCCAUGGAGGCCCUCUUCCGCGACCUGCUCGCCUUCGAGGACCUCGACUGCAGCGGCGCCGUGGUGGCGGAGCGCUCCGCCAUCUUGAAGGGCGCCUCUCGCCGGGCGCGCAACCUCACCGCCUUCUUCAACUGCCUGGGCGUGCUGAUGCUGGCCACCAUCACGGCCUCCCCUGCCGUCGCGGGCGCGCGGGCGUCGCGGCGCCUGCCCGUCGCCGCCGAGUACCUGGUGCUCGACGCGCUGGCGUCGCCGUGCUACGAGGCGGCCUACGCCCUGCAGGUCCAUGUCUCCCGCGCGCGAGGAACGUCGACACGAACCAAGGAACUACUUCCACGGAAGAUUCCUGGGAAGCAGGGGCGCAACAACAGGGCGGCGUGCCUCUUCCUCGUCAUCUUCAACGUGAUCGCGUUCGACAUGGCGUGCAUGGCGCUCGUGAUGCACGCGCGGGCGCAGUUCGACGUCCUCGCGGUGACCUUGAGGGACCUCGGGGCGCGCGCGACCAAAGAGCAGGCCGGCGGCGGAGGUCCCUUCUCGCCCGGGCUCUGCCGCCGCAUGCAUCAGGGCCUCGUCCGCUGCAUCGAGCACCACAAGGACGUCAUCAGGUUUGUUGAGAAACUAGACACUGCAUAUCACCCCAUUAUGCUGGGACUCAUCGUGUACAGCAUGACAAUGAUUGCCAUAACUUCGUUCAAGGCGACAGAGAGUUCUGCUGAGGUUGGAGACUUGUUGAAGUUUGCAGCACUGUCAUCAACUUGUAUAUUCGAGCUUUAUUUCUUCUGCCGUCUCUGCGAUGACAUUUUACAAGGGAGCCAGGCUGUUGCAGCUGCAGCCUGCUGCUGUGACUGGUAUGACACAGAUGCUGAGUUCAAAGACACUUUGAAAAUGCUGAUCCUUAGAGCCAACAAACCCGUCAGACUCUCUGCUGGUCGCUUUAGGACAAUGUCAUUGGAAACAUUUGCAGCACUCUUGAAUUCAUCAUAUUCUCUGUUCGCCAUGCUGAAGCAACUAAACCACUAGAAGACUCGCCAACUAAUAGACUAAAGAAGAGACACACUUCAAAGUUGUAGUUUCCAACUAAUGUUCGUGCACAGUAAUCAAUAAAUGGUUGAAAAACAUG
This is a messenger RNA of Bacillus rossius redtenbacheri, 1402 nucleotides long. Its product is annotated as odorant receptor Or2-like. The record is from RefSeq and is a predicted model, not a curated record. Gene Ontology annotation, biological process: sensory perception of smell; detection of chemical stimulus involved in sensory perception of smell. The transcript is spliced from 7 exons. Gene Ontology annotation, cellular component: plasma membrane. Bases 1 to 1302 code for a protein of 433 amino acids. Lineage: Eukaryota; Metazoa; Arthropoda; Insecta; Phasmatodea; Bacillidae. Gene Ontology annotation, molecular function: odorant binding; olfactory receptor activity.